AUCAUCGCGAAAAUGGCGAAAACAUACUCUCAAAGAGCGCAAGGUCAUAGGAAUCCAUAUUGCCAAAAUGGCUGCCUUUAUACACAAAUACACGGUUUAAGUCCUGUUUAACUACUUCGGUGGUUCUUUUUUAAAACAUCUGCAUCGAGUCAUCUAAGCACUGGGUUAGCCACUAACAGAUCAUGUUGAAACAAAAUCAGGCAAUUUCCGUCGCGUCUGGUCUAGUUGAUGAGAGUGUAAGUAAACAGGAAGGCUUCGAGUUACUCCGUUUCUCAGGCCUGUGUACAGUCGUAGCAAGAUGGUGACUGACCUGCGUAGGCCUCGUCUGACAGCCCAAGCCAUCUGCAUCACUCUACUGCUCAACUCCCUUUCAACAUCUUAUGCCACCACCAUCUGCCCUGCUGGUUUUAUGCCUCCAGACUGUGCCCAACAGUGUAAAGACGGGCACUAUGGUGCAAAUUGUGUGUCACCCUGUCCUAGCUCCUGCCUCAACCGCUCUUGCCGCCCACAGAAUGGUGAGUGCUACAAAUGCAUCCCUGGACUCACGGGCAGCAGAUGCUCAGAGCAAUGCCCUAAAGGUUUUUUUGGGCAAGACUGCAAGCAACCCUGCCCGACGGGUUGUCAAGACAACCUGUGCGACCCUUUCGUCGGCGCGUGCCUUCAGUGCCUCCCCGGCUACAGUGGCACCAAAUGUGAAUCUCUCGUCCCGGUGCCGGGUAGCCACGCCUUCAAACAGCCCACCGACGAGAGCACCCGAACUGCGAACAAGAACUCCAUGUUGUACAUGAUUAUAGCGGCCGUCUUAUUUUCCUUGCCCGGCUGCAUUUGGCCUUGUUGGGUGUGUUAUUUCAAGAAAAAAAAACAACUCUCAGAAUCCAGCCCAAAAAAACAUGUUUACAAACCACUAAACACGGACGAUGGGCUGCAGACAAACGCCUCAGCCAUAAAAGGGAACCCAGAAUCACAUCUGAAUUUUAAAGAUGCACGGGAACCCAAGCGGGGUAGAGGUGAAAAACGAAAACCCUCUACACGAAAUUCGCCCUCUCCGCCGUCGAAAACAACGAAAAACACUUUCGGUUACUACAGCAUACGGACUAAAUCCUCGACGGGCGUGCAUGUUGAGAGCAGCUUCCAAAACAAGGACCAGCUGACCGACGAGACUUUGGAGCUUGGUGGCUUUUUGAAAAAUUUCGACCACAAUAAGGUUCUUAAUGAAAACCGACCACUCGACGUGAAGAAAGCAGCGAACUACACGGAUAAUUUAUAUUUUAAAACCUCAACUAAAACCGCGAGUGUGGCCUCUGCAAGAUCGGAAAAAUCCGAUGUACAAUCUAUUAAUAGAGACGAUCACAUACCCAAGAGUGGGAGUACUCGUGGGGCGGAAAGUAAAAAUAACGCUGGUGACAAUUUGAGCCUGUUGACCCGUGGGGGCGUCAUUGGUCAACAUCCGGCCCAACACACUAUUGCUGUGCAGACAGUCCAGUGCGAGUUAGAGCUAGAUGAAACGCGUGGUAAACAAGACUCGCCGGAACAUCCUGCGCAUGCGCGUAGGGGUACUAGACAAAAGAGAUCGUUUAUGACACGCGUUUGGGGGAGGUUUGCAAAGUUGACCAAAAGACGUUCAAGUAAAAACGAUCCAGAGGCAAUCAAGACAAAAGAACAAUCUAAGAGUACCAAACAAACAGCCACAGAAAAUCAGGCUACUGCAGACCAGUACACGUGUGUGGACGAGGCCAAUGACCCCGUGUAUAACGAGACCACACAACCAAUCACGCGUGAAAGUUCAACACAGUCGAAAGCUUUGGAUCCAAGGAGGUUCAAGAGGAGAUCGAAUCGAGCUCAGAGCUUUGCUAAACUAACCCAGACUGAGCUUGGCACCGAGUCCCGUGUUCUGUCAGACAGCGGCUGUAAGGAGGCGGAGAAAACAGGAAGUGAACGUGAGCUAGCGAGCGUCCGUCAAGUGAGCUUUUCCAACCCUCAUUCUCGUGCCUCUAGCCAUCCAAGCAAACCGGACGGCUACGAAUCAAACGGUGGUAUUGCUCAAGAAAAUGACGUCAGCAAGCAAAGAAACACUAACCCUGAGGGCAAAACGCUGGGAACUUCCCGCCAAUCUGCGAGUCUGCCAGAUUACGCCGUUAACUACCCUCACGAAACAUCCGGGAAAUCUCUUCAAAACGGAAGAUCAAGCCCCGUUCUACAAAACACAGAGCCUGCUUUGACAGCCCAUGGAGACUGUCGGAAAGAAGAGCAGCGCCUCAGUCAUUUGGCCUCCGUCAAAAAGGUGCCCGGCGAAGCAGAGGGUAGAAAAAAUCCGAAUAAGACAUUUGUUGUGAACUCGCCCCAGAAGCUGAUCAAAAAAUACGCAAGCCGUAGCAUGGGAGACAUCAGUACUAGCGGCAUGUCCUGCGGCUUAAACAAACCUGAUCCCAUCCACUCGGAGUACAAGCCAUACACCAUGGACCCCAACUUGCACGAGCCAAUUCCGGUGUUGUUGUACCCGUCCCAACACUACGCCACGCUGGGAAGCUGUUCCAGGGAGGCUGCGCAGACCUUCACAGUUCAACAAGCGACACGCCAGCAGAUAUGUUACCUUAAUAACUACCCAGUCUUCCCUGAUAUAUUUCUCAACGAAGCAAUGUAUCGCUGCAACAUGUUUAGCAGCCUGCACCCAACAAAACCCCCGGCAAAAGAUUCCAAUCCUCCCCCCAGAAUUCCCAACUUGCAGGGGCAUAACUGUAACGAUGACACAAGCACGGCAAGUGCUUCGAUAUCCGAACUGGGGCCCACAGUGAGCGAAUCGCGUGACGUUGGCACCAGAAUAAUGGGCCCGCAGCAAAAGAGCAAGACCCGAGAAGGUCACGCAAACCGGAGCAAGCAAAGAGAUUCUGAAGACUCGACCUUACUGAACAACACAGUCCCAGACGUGUUUAACGACAUGAUUGUAACCAAACAUCGACCGCCGAUUGAUAAAUACCAUUCUCUUGAGGGCCAUAAAUUCCUAAAGUCUCCCAAUUCCCCGUUUGUUGCCCCACCACCGACCGUCUCCCCGGCGAUGGCUUACGAGCAGGUCAGGCAGCAGGGGGACACCAGGGAUGAAAUUCUCCACAGCUUGCAUCAGCUGAGGGAACAACACCCCGACCUAUUCCUUAACCCAAAGUUAGGUUUGGAACCCGGAUAUCUCAUGAAUGACCCGGUGUCGAAACAAGUUUUCGAACCAGGACAAACCGUAAAACACGGCGACACAGACAAAAAAAGCGAACUUGAAAAUCUUUCCCAGAAGCUCAAAUAUUCCGAGUGUUGCAAGCGUUCAUCCCGACACCGUAACGUUCAACCGCCUGGAAAUCAGCAAACACAAAGGCAGUGUUCAGACGGCCGGAACCAAACGAUGAAACCUACAGGGAAACAACUCAAAUCAGUUCCAGAAAACAAAGACAUCGAUGACGAUUCCUUCUUCAACCCGUUGUCUUCGACCGCACAGAAAUCCUUGUUUGGCACGUAUAAAAAAAGUAGCCGGAAAACUAAAGUCGAUUCCGGAUCGUCAUCCCUGUCAUCGGAUAGCACAUGGGACAACACGGAUACCAGUGCCAGGAUCUCUGAGAUAGCCCGACAAGCGGAGAGCUAUUCCAAGACGGUCUCUCAGAGACACCAGACAAAAAGUGCUGCCAUCAAGCCGGUUCAGAAAAUUGUCAAACCUAAACCAAAGGUUGUAGCUGCCCCUAAAUUACCAUCAACCCCGAAACCAAAGAUAGAAACUAAUUCUAAACAAAAAUCUAACCCUCCCAAAAAAAUACAAAAAGUUGGCAAAGACAAGAAACCUCCGCCGACAUCAUCAUCAUCAGAAACAUCAUCCUCAGAAGAUGACAGCAGUACUGAACCAGUGCAGAGAUCCCCAAAGCCUAAAACCACCAACUCCGCCGACGCUAAGCAAAAUGCUAAAAGCCCCAAAAAGAUCAAUGUCAAAGUUCAAGCUAAGCCUAGCCCUAAAGUAGAUAAAACUCCUUGCCAUUCCCCACCCAAGCAGUCGGUAACGAAGCCGGCCAAGAAGGAAGACGUGCAGAAAAAAGAGGACAAAAAUAGUACAAGUGCUAAAAGUCCCAAGGAGAUGAAUGUCAAAUUUGAGGAUAAGAAAGGCCCCCGCGAUGCCAAAACUCAACAACGGUCUCCGGACAGCAAGUCGACUGUAACUAGCGCCAAUAAAACGGAAGUCAAGAAAAAAGCGGCGCCGAUAAAAAUAUUAAGUCCUAAGACUAUGAGUCCUAACGCGGCGCUGAUAAAAAUAUUAAGUCCUAAAACUAUGAGUCCUAACGCGGCGCUGAUAAAAAUAUUAAGUCCUAAAACUAUGAGUCCUAACGCGGCGCUGAUAAAAAUAUUAAGUCCUAAAACUAUGAGUCCUAGACAGGAUACACUCAAAAUCAAACCCGAAAGCCCAAAAUCUCAACAACAAUCAACAGCCAUGACAGCCCAAACUUCCAAACACAUUGUCAAAGAGUUGCAAAUUGUAACUGAACAGACCGGUGCUCAGACUAAGAAACAGAACGUGGCGGAGAAAAGCAAAUCGCCGCUACAGAGAAAUGAAUAUUUUCCUGGCCAAGGGGACAACGUUGUCGUGACGGACAUUAUAAUUGCUGUACACAACCAGAAAAAUACACCCCAAUCCGAGAGAUCAUACAUCAGCACCGUCAACCAAAAUCUACGUUCCGACUGUAUAUCCACCGUUAGGAUCGUCUCACCACAGGUGAAGCAAAGCGAGUUGAAAACCAAAUCGGAGAUUGAUUCUAAAAUAAUUAUGUACCAAGUUAACAACAAAGACGCGCGUAAGGAAGUUGACAAGCGGCAGGGGAAGAGUCCAAACACAGUCCGCGUCCUGCUGCCACAAGAAAAACAAGCUCAACACGAGAAGAAAAAACAAAAAAAAUCCACUUCCGGUUUGAGAGAGUCUGGUAAAGACACGUCAAGAAACAAAUCUUCGCCUUUAGAGUUGUUUGAAGCAGACGCCAGGUCCAGCGCGCAUCCUGCAGACGGGGAGGUGCAGCAGUCGCUCGACUACUUUGUGCUGUGUCCCGUGGAGCAGCUGCCCGGGGGGCAGGUGGUGGACAAGCAGACCAGGGGCGAGCACCUGAUGAGCAACGCAACCAGCUUCCACUACGUUCUCCGGUCGCCCCAGUCUCUAAGGACCACGCCUGAAAUGGCCAGCAAAAACUCGGCGCACUCGACAGGAAGAGACUGGACAUGCGAGCCGGGGAUGGGGAUGUACCCCAUCCCCUCCCUGUUGGAAGAUGUCGUCAAGCUAGACACCGUCUACAGCGAAUCAAGUUUCUCCCACGUGGAAGAGAGGCUGAUACUGAGCGACGGGAACAGGGUCAGGUCCAACAUAUCGAAGCCCCAAUCCAUCAUCAUCGACAACAGGUCUUGUCCAAUCCGUUACCAAGCUUACGGUCCGGGAAAAGAGUCUCGCUGCCACAGCUUGCCGGCUCAGGUGUUUAUGGUGGACCCGCUGUCUAAAAAUGUUGUCCCACAAGGCGAGGGGUAUAAAGCGGAUGCAGCACAUUGUCCGCCUGGUGAAGCAGCCCAGUCUAGAAUCUUCCAACUGCCCAACACAGCCCACGGCACCAAGCUCAACUUUUAUCGAAGACAAGGGACAGAAAACUCCGAACCGCAAAAAGACGAAAGCACGGAGCAGUUCAAGUCGGUGAUAGACGAGGACUCGGAUUGUUUCUUCGACGCCAUGGAACACCGGGACUCGUACUCGUACGACAAGCACAUGGACACCACCUGUCUGUCGUCGGGAAAGCACAGCAUACCGUUUGACCAGAGAAGGAAAAAUAACAGCAAAAGCGACCCAAACGACGCUAAAACGAAACGGCCGAAAACAGGUCAAAAGAAACUCAAUUGCGCGUUCAGGUUUGCCUCGACCCAAACAGCCAAAGAUGGCGCCAGUUCCGUUAACAAACCCAAAGAAGGUGCUAGCUCGACGAACAAACACAGAGAGGGGUCCACAUCCGGGAAGAAGAAACCCUCGUGUUCUGAAGAAUCCUCCAACAACGCUCAGACAAAACAAGCCAAGAAAACUUUGAAGACACGAGGAAGGAAGGGAUUAACAGAAGAUACUGCGGUGUACACGACAAAACACCCCAAAAUCGAGUACACAACCAAGGAACAACGUGAUCUGUUGAGGGGAAAAGAAAAACACGGACUGGAUUAUUGCACCUCAAACGCCACGAGAGAAACUCUGGACUUCUUACAAACGUCACUAGAUGAAAUGUAUUUAGCACCAAGCUAUGUGCUUAGAGAACAUUCUGGAGAAAACAUUUACAUGAGUAGGAAAUAUAGUAGAAAUGCUAAGUCGAAUCCACCAGAAGCCACGUCUAAAUCAGCCGACAGUUUAUACCCAACGUCUAAACCAGCCGACCGUUUAUACCCAACGUCUAAAACAGCCGACCGUUUUUACCCAACGUCUAAAACAGCCGACAAUUUGCAAGUAUCGUCUAAAGAAGAUGAUAUUGUGUACACAGCGUGUAAAGCAGAUGAUCGUGUGUACACAGCUUGCACAGAACUGGACAAAACGAAAGCCACGAAACGCCUCCACCCUGACGUCUUCUACGACGCCUCCUGGCACAGCUGAGGGUGGAGGAGGGUGGAGGAGGGUGGAGGAGGGUGGAGGAGGGUGGAGUUGAUCUUAACAGACACGGCCUGGACUGGACCUGACGCACAGACGACCCACGUGACCGUAAAUGACCUAAGUCAAGCAGCCACGACUUAAGUCGAUCAGCUGACUAAAUCCAUUAGACUUACAAAGAAGUUUUAACGACUGAAUUUGGUUGCUAACUCAGAGUGAAGAGAUCGGGAAAUCUCGGGAAAGCUCGGGAAAACUCGGGAAAGCUCGGGAGGGCACGGGUUCACAUAGUCUCGGAUACUUCCUGCCAUCACUGACUGACAAAUCGUCUGGAACUUUUGAUCUGACUACAGGAAACAGGCACUAAUCAAUUCAUGUUUUGAUGACCUCGAAAGAUGAACCGUAAACUUUAAAUGACUCAACUUGAUCUCACGGAAGUCGAUUUUUGUAUUUGAUGUAUACAUUUUAUAAUAAACAACAAAAUUCAUUUUUAACUAUUG
Messenger RNA from Physella acuta, 7113 nucleotides. RefSeq lists its product as uncharacterized. NCBI's taxonomy places the organism in Eukaryota, Metazoa, Mollusca, Gastropoda, Physidae. The record is from RefSeq and is a predicted model, not a curated record. Gene Ontology annotation, molecular function: scavenger receptor activity.